ACAGAAGUAGCAAUGGAUGAACUAUAUGUACAAGUAUUAUCAGAACCAGUGGGAGGUUUCAUUGCAGUCCCAUUGGAGACAUUGAUUACAUUAUUUACUCUGAAAUAUUGUAGACAGUCAGAAAAUUAUUUGAUAUUUGUUCUGAAGCCUGGCCAUAAGCCAUCAUUUAGUGUUAAGAUUACAGGUUUUACUUUUGAAUUAAUUAGGGAAGAAGACGUAGAUAUCGUUGGAACAUGUCAGUUGCCUGUAAUGCUUGUGGGAGAUGGUACUACUUGUGUUGCGGGUUUGUGUGCUGUAUUGCGACGAGUUGUAAAAAGUGCUGUAAUGCAGUUAUCAGGACAUAGAUGUCGUUCUCUUCUGGGAUUUCGACAGGGCUGUCUAAUGGCAUGUGCUGAGUUUUCAGUAUGGACCCGGUUCUGUGAAGUAGACAUUAUAAAUACUGUGAGAAAUUUGAUGUGCAAAGAUUCCCUUCCUAAUUUAGUGACACUUCCAGAAGAUGUGGCACGUUUUGAAAUUCAUAUGGGCCAACCAUUACGUAUUCAUAAUGUUCGUAAGAAGAACCAAGAUUUCAUUAAUUCUAAGGGUGUGAAUUGUUCAAAAUCAAAAAAUGGGACUCAGAACAUGACAGCAGGAAAGCAUAUUAAGGGGGGACAGAAUCUGGAAAUAGAAUUGGAGCAUUGUUUUGCUGAGGGUCCAGUGAUGACCCUGGCUGAUAUUAUAAUUUUCCCCUGUAUGCACAUAAUCUUGCAGAUUGUUCGUAAUGUGUAUUUGCAGCCGUACAUUCCUUUAACAAUGCAGUGGUAUGAUCGCGUAAAAGUACAAGAUGGUGUAGAAGAAGCAAUUGGUAUCAUCAGAGAUAUUCCUAAUAAGAUUAUAGAUAAUCUGUAUGUUAAGUAUAUAUUACCUGUUGUUCCUAAACAGAGCUUGCAUAAAAGUGAUGCAAAAAGAUAUAAGCCAAGGAAUUGCAUAUUUACAAGGCAGGAGGAUGUGGAAACCUCAUUGAAAGUGGUGGAAGAACUAGGUAUAAUUGUGGAGUGGCAGCAAUAUCCAUUUGGCUGUGAAUUAGAAUUUGAUUGGGGUGCAAUUCCAUAUGAUGCUCACCCAGAAGGAGGACAGUUGCCAGCAUUUCGAAUGGAAAGGAAAGGCCAGCAACUUGAAAAUCUGGCUAAAGCUGUAUUGAAAGUAGCCAAGCCUGGUCAUACCAUAGUAGACUUUUGUUCAGGAAGUGGCCAUCUUGGUAUAAUACUCGCUUACCUGUUGCCUCGUUGUCAGGUAAUACUGUUAGAAAACAAAGAAGAGUCCCUUGCAAGAGCCUAUCAGAGGGUUGUUAAGUUAAAAUUAACUAAUGUGACAUUUUGCCAAUGUAAUCUUGAUUACUUCUGUGGGGAAUUUGAUAUAGGCGUAUCAUUACAUGCCUGUGGAGUAGCUACAGAUCUAGUAAUUCAACGAUGUAUCAGUCAGAAUGCAGUGUUCAUUUGCUGCCCCUGUUGCUAUGGUUCAGUUCAAAACAAUCAUAUCUUAACAUACCCACGUAGCAAGGUUUUCCGAGAUUCUGCAUUGACCCUCCGUGAGUAUUUGGUAUUGGGACACUCGGCUGACCAAACUCAUGAUGAACAUAAUGCCAAAACCGAUCAGGGGAAAACAUGUAUGGGCAUAAUUGACACUGAUCGAUGCCUGCAGGCUAAAGAAGCUGGCUAUGCAGUAACUCUAGCAAAAUUAAUUCCAGAAACUUGUACACCAAAAAAUAAUUUGCUGGUUGGGAUACCACAGAACUGGCAAUGAUUUAGAAUAUCAUUUAGCCAGUCCCCUUCAAAGUAGUUAUUGUGUUCAUGAAAAUUUAGUAACAUGACCCAGGUUUGUGACAUUCCUAUAGUCCUGUGAACUUAUUCCCAAACAUGUUUUAGAGAAUGUUUUCUGUAAACAUAAUAUAAUUGGCAUGUGAAUUGCUUUUCAAGGCAUAAUAACACAUUCAAUAGUAUAGUGUGACCAGGUGAAGCCAUUGUUCAUACUGAUGAUUCUGAAUCCAGAAAUAGCAUGUUUACUUGUUAAUUGCUUCUGUAAAUUGUAAUAAAGUAACAGCUGUUUGAGGCUAAUCUAUUUUUACUACAUCUAGUGUAAGAAGUAUGAGUUGUAAUGAGUGUUUUGUUUUAUUGAGUACUGUUAAUUUAAUUAUUGUAGAUGCUCUUCCUCUUCUGAGGUGGUUGUUGAGGUCACAACUUCACUCAUCAUUCAUAUUAUAACCAAGCUCCAUUUGGUUCAUUUUAGAGUUGGAAUUAUUAUAUAACAUAAUUAGGCUAACCAUUCAUUCAGUAAAACAUAUCUCCUCUCAAGGCUUUGACGGGCCUUGUUCUAGCUAGGCAGGAAAGAAUGAUUACUGCUCCACACAACACCAUUGCACAAACAUUAUUUUUAACUUUAUUUAACAGUCAUCACUAUACACAUUGUUAGGGGAGCAAAAGAAUAUUUCACCUCUAUCUUUAUGGUCAAAGAAUAGCCAAGCAAAAACCUGCGUGACUCAGAUAGCAAGCAGGGCUUGGCUGCUUGAUGCUGAAUUUUUGCUUGGUUUAUUCUUUGACCCUGAAGAUGAAGGGGAUGUAUUCUUCCGAAAUGUCAGUUGAUUUUCAACAGACUGCACGGUGUUAUAUUCCAGAUGGCAUAGACACAUAGAUGGAUACUUCUAUCGCCUAGAUGAAAUAUAUUGAUGCUGAUAAAAUUCGUCCAGUUUUAAGACGAUCCAAUAUUUUAGCAUAAGAGUAAUAUCCGUUAGAGAAUAUGUUUACCUGUGAAACAUGAAACAUAAAUCUGGAAACAAAAACUAACAUCGGAAAUGCUUCCAUACUCUCGAUGCUCAUUAUUGUCUUGUAUGUUUAUCUCUAUGUAAAGGAUUACAGAAUGCAUAAAUAUGAGUAAAUAAGCACUUUUGCCCUUU
Cryptotermes secundus is the source of this 2929-nucleotide messenger RNA. RefSeq names its product glutathione S-transferase C-terminal domain-containing protein homolog. The record is from RefSeq and is a predicted model, not a curated record. The transcript has a single exon. Lineage: Eukaryota; Metazoa; Arthropoda; Insecta; Blattodea; Kalotermitidae. The coding region runs from base 13 to 1782 and encodes 589 amino acids.